ACUUUUAUAUUAUUAAUUCACUCUCUGUCAAGUAUUUUUUUUUUUUUUUUGCAAAAUGAAGCGUCAUAAUGCCCGCAAAGCUCUUGUCAGCAAUGCCUUGGCGGCCGCCGCUGCUGAAGCUGUCGCCACACCCAGCACUCUCGAUGGGGCCGUCCUCUAUGUGGAUGUGGUCAAAAAUAUGCCCAAGCCAGAUCCAGUGCCGCAGUCGCCGCCUCCACCUCCUGAGUUUAGCAUAUUUCAUGAGGAUUUUCCCGCUCUACCGGGCGCACGUGCUGGUCGCAACUCUCGCCCAAGUACCAGUCCUGUGGUUCCCGAUGAUUGGACGGCCAUGCUCAGCGACAAUGACGAAACUGGCGAGGAGGAGGAGGAGGAGGGCGUCGGGGGGCCAAUGCAAUCGCUGGCCAGCGAUACAUCGCCGGGUGCCAGUGGAGAAGAUGAAGACGAUCCUGAGUCGGGGCAUUCGCCAGCUGCCACCCACAGCAGUGAGAGCUGUGCGAGUGGAAGCGGCUGUGUCAGUGACAGUAGCAGCAAUCACGAGCUUUGCUCCUCCACCUGUGAGUGCCAGUCCGUGUGCGAGAACAAGUUAGCCAACGAAGAGGUGCCUGAUCUGAAUAACGACGACGACAACGGGAGCAUUCAGAAUGAAAGCAAGAGCGGCUCCAGCAACUCGGCUUCGAGCAACUCGGUGGUGAGCUACUAUCGCAACAUCGAGUUCCUACCACAACUGUACGAAUAUCUGACCAUGCAUGGACGCCUUGGCUCCAGCUAUAUCUUCGAUCUGGAGUUUCUGAGUGCAGGCCAACGCGCCCGAUCCGAAAGCAGAUCCAUAAUGACGAAAUUAGUGGGUCUGCAGGCGCCAACUACUACUGGAACAAUACCGCCACCGGGCCUGGGGUUCUUUCCGCGCAUGCGCUCCAAUUCGACGGGCAUGCCGCUCGGUGGCGUUAGCUUUAAUACGGUAGAACCUGGUGAUGGGGAUGAUUGGGUGAAGUUCGAUACCAAAGUCAUGCCAGGCAACGUCUUCGGAUUGCGUGGCCUGGCCGAGAGCCUGGGAACGGCGCAACGAAGCCCGCUCUUCAUGUCUGGUGUCUACGGAUAUGAUGCCCUGCGGCUGAAUGUGGACUUGUUAUCUGAUGGCGGUGAGAUGCAUCCAGCCUUCGGCGGCUCCUUACAUGGUGGUCGCCGCAAUCCGUAUGAAGUGCCGUACGAUGUGCCGGCUGAUUAUCAUAUUUCGGGCUUACUGGGACUACCGCAGCCCAAGAUUGAUCAAAUGCAGGUGGAGCUUUUGUUUUACUUCUUCUAUACAUUCCCCUGUGACGUGAUGCAACUGCUGGCUGCCGCCGAAUUGGCGGAACGUGGCUGGCGAUUCCACAAAUACGAGCGCCUGUGGGUCAGACGGCAGUCCGACAAUCCCAAUUAUUUUUUUCGCGGCGCCAUAGAGGUGGGGGAAUACAACUACUUCAACAUGGUGCAAUGGAAGAUACUGCCACGCCAUUUUGAACUAGAUCCCGAUCAUAUAGAGAAGACAUACCUGAAGGAAGAGAUACAGGAAAAGUAUGGCUUCCACCCACAGAUGAGCUAUUAAAUGGUGUGCAGAGCAGAUCACGUGAGGCUUGGCGGCUGAGGCGAUCUCUAAAGUACAACGAGAAUACGGUCAGAACUUGUGAUAAUAUCUCAGAUACCCGUACGUGUAAAGCAGCAGAAUAAAAAUACCGGCAUUACAUAUUUCUCAAUAAUAUCUGUAUUAUGACGGAAUUUCUUGAUAUGGGCAGAGUUUCUAACAAAGAAAUCGAUGAAACCGAUUAUUACCUGCUUACUACACAAUACAUACAUAUUUUAAAUACAAA
Molecule: messenger RNA, 1847 nt
Organism: Scaptodrosophila lebanonensis
Lineage: Eukaryota; Metazoa; Arthropoda; Insecta; Diptera; Drosophilidae
Exons: 2
Coding region: 56-1585 (509 amino acids)
Biological process (GO): regulation of stem cell population maintenance; nuclear-transcribed mRNA poly(A) tail shortening; regulation of DNA-templated transcription
Cellular component (GO): CCR4-NOT core complex; P-body
Source: RefSeq, a predicted model, not a curated record